AUGCGCGUUUCUCAAGCUUUCGCGACGUUUGUCGCCAUCAUUAGCGUGGCCAAGGCCGCCCCAGCCGACGAUAAGGCGCGUCAGCACGCGGAAUUCAAGCGCCAACUCGGCGGCAACGCAGGAGACGCCAAGGACGCGACUUUCGAUUACGUUAUUGUCGGCGGCGGUACCGCUGGCCUGGUGAUGGCCAACAGAUUGAGUGCCAAUCCCAGCAUCUCAGUCGCUGUGAUCGAGGCCGGCACAUUCUACCAGAUUACGAACCCCAUCAUUGGCAACACGCCUGCGGGUGAUACCCUCUUUGCGGGCGCCAGCCCUCUCGACACUAACCCUCUCGUUGACUGGAACUUCAUCACUCAGCCCCAGGCUGGUGCCAAUAACAGGCGCAUCCACUAUGCUCGUGGAAAGUGUCUCGGUGGAAGCUCGGCACGUAACUUCAUGAUCUACCAGCGCGGCACGAAGCAGUCCUACCAGAAGUGGGCGGAUGCUGUUGGCGAUGACAGCUACACUUGGGAUUCCCUCUUCCCUUACUUCCAGAAGAGUGUCAAAUUCACCCCUCCCGGCUCCUCCCGCGCUGCCAACGCGAGCGCCGAGUACAACCCUGAUGCUUUCUCCCCUGCCGGCGGACCUCUCCGUGUUUCCUACGCCAACUACGCCCAGCCCUUCAGCAGCUACCUGGAGCCUUCUCUUAAUGAGAUUGGUAUCCCUCAGGCUCAGGACUUCAACAGUGGCGAGCUGAUGGGCGCACAGUACUGCUCCGAUACUAUUGCACCUGAGACUGAGAAGCGCGAGUCCAGUCAGACCUCUUUCCUCAACCAGGCUAUUGGCCGCUCCAACAUGAAGGUCUUCCAGCUGUCUAUGGCCAAGAAGAUCCUCUUCGACAGCUCCAAGACCGCUACCGGAGUCGUCGUCAACACCGGUCUCGUCACUUAUACCCUCAAGGCUCGCAAGGAAGUCAUCCUCUCGGCCGGUGCUUUCCAGAGCCCUCAGCUUCUCAUGGUUUCCGGUGUCGGCCCCAAGGACCAGCUCCAGAAAUUCAACAUCCCCAUCGUCGCCGAGCGCCCUGGUGUUGGUCAGGGUAUGGAGGAUCACGUCUUCUUCGGACCUACAUGGCGCGUCAAGGUCCAGACUCUGACCCGUCUUGCCAACGACCUCAUCUACACUGCCGCUCAAUUUGCAUUCCAGUACUCCAUCUUCAAGCAGGGUCCUCUCACCAACCCUGAGAAGGCUCCUCGUGACCUCAUCAGCGCCGACACCGCCGCUAUCCUCGACUCUCAGUUCCCUGAGGACUGGCCCGAGAUUGAGUACCUCACUGCCCCUGGCUACGUCGGCAACUUCGCCAACCUCCUUCUCACCCAGCCCAAGGAUGGUUACCAGUACGCCACCAUCCUCGGCGGUCUUGUUGCCCCGAUGUCCCGCGGCACUGUUACUCUCGCCUCGGCUGACACUAAGGACUUGCCUCUGAUCAACCCCAACUGGCUCACCGACCCCACUGACGUUGCUGUUGCUCUUGCUACGUACAAGCGCCUCCGCCAGGCCUUCAGCAGCAAGGCCAUGCAGCCCGUCCUCGCCGACAACAAGGAGUACUACCCUGGCGCCGCCGUCCAGACUGACGCUCAGAUCAUCCAGCAGAUUCGCAACGAUGUCAUGACCAUCUGGCACGCGUCUUGCACUUGCAGAAUGGGCAAGAGCGAUGACCCCAACGCGGUUGUUGACAAGGACGCGAAGGUCAUCGGUGUCAACGGUCUGAGAGUUGUUGACGCUAGCAGCUUCGCGCUGCUUCCUCCUGGUCACCCUCAGAGCACCGUUUAUGUGCUCGCUGAGAAGAUCUCCGCCCAGAUUCUCAACGGUUACUAG
This is a messenger RNA of Colletotrichum aenigma, 1854 nucleotides long. RefSeq names its product Dehydrogenase patE (gene patE-2). Gene Ontology annotation, biological process: secondary metabolite biosynthetic process. The record is from RefSeq and is a predicted model, not a curated record. Bases 1 to 1854 code for a protein of 617 amino acids. Gene Ontology annotation, molecular function: flavin adenine dinucleotide binding; oxidoreductase activity, acting on CH-OH group of donors. The transcript is spliced from 3 exons. Lineage: Eukaryota; Fungi; Ascomycota; Sordariomycetes; Glomerellales; Glomerellaceae.